AUGUCUAGAGAGGAUAGUCAGAGUAGUGCGGUGCGGAGCGUGUGGCGGGGCCUCUCCGCCAGCUCCUCCCUGGAGGAUGCCCUCACAGGUCGAUAUGAGGCCCUGAGGGACAUCGCGCGGGGCAGCUUUGCCAAGGUCAUCUUGGCCCGACACAUCCUGACGGGGACCAAGGUGGCUGUGAAAGUCCUACAGAAGGUGAAUGGGGACUGCCUGCCCUUUGUGGUGUCUGAGCUGGACAUCCUGAGGGGUGUGGAGCACCCCCACGUGGUGCGGCUGCUGGAAAUCAUCGACACCCCCGGCACCACGUAUGUGGUGAUGGAGCACAUGGCCGGGGGCCCGCUGGCGCGGCACAUCCCAGAGGCCGUGGGCCUGUGUGAGGAGGAGGCCCGCGGGGUGUUCAGGCAGGUGGCCAGCGCACUGGGCUACUGCCACGGGCAGGGCAUCGCACACCGGGACCUGAAGGCGGACAAUGUGCUGCUGGAUGGCGCAGGUGGUGCUAAGCUCUGCGACUUCGGCCUGGCCUGCCGGUUCUCGGCUGGGGAGAAGCUGGGCGUGCUCUGCGGCACCAUGGCCUACUGGGCCCCGGAGUUGUUCCAGGGCACAGAGUACGAUGGGCCCGCGGUGGAUGUCUGGAGCAUGGGUGUCCUCCUCUUCCUCAUGCUUACGGGCUGCCUCCCUUUCACUGGGGCCAGCUUCCUGCAGGCCAAGGAGCAGGUGCUGCAGGCCAGGUACGACCUCCCAUCCCGCCUCUCGGCCGAGGUGCAGAACCUGGUGGCUGGAAUGCUGACCGUGGAGUCCACGCACAGGCCCACGCUCCAGCAGCUCCUGGGGCACCUGUGGCUGAGCCAGGGGGAGCAGCGCACACCCAGUCCUUCUGCUGAGCUGCUGCCCAGGCGCCCAGACACCUCCAUCUUGUUGGCCAUGCUGGACCUGGGUUACGGGCUACAGGAGACCUGGGUGUCGGUGUCGACGCGCCGGUUCAACGAGGCCAUGGGCACCUACCUCCUGCUGCACCACCAGAAAACCCAGGGGGCAGACUGUAAGGUGCGGGUGAAGCCUGGGCGGCCGCAGGUGGGGCCUUGCCCAUCCCCCUCCAACCCCUCCAGCUUGACUCUGGACCCGAGGAGGAGUGCCAGAGGGCCUGCCCUUCGCUCCUGGCCCCUCUGGGUCCACCAGCAGCUGCUGCCUGAGGAGCACAAGCCAUGGGGACAGAGGGGCAGCCCCAGAGCCAGCCUGCCCAACAUUCCCCUGUGCCACGUGCGAGCCAGCACCCCCACUGUGGUCCCUGUGUCCCCUCUGCCCUGCUGCUGUCUGAGCAAGUCCUCCCAGGCCCUGGCAUCAGAUCCAAGCUCCAAUUUCACCGAGCAAUACCUUGCUGCCACCAGGACCCCUGGCCGGCCCAGAGACACUGCCAGGGGCUGGAGGGGAGUGAUCUGGCAGGUGGCCGCUUGUCUGGCCAGGCUGUGCUGCUGCAUACAGGCCCCCAGGACAGGCCCGGGUGGCCCAAAUGGAGUGGUUCCAGAGCCAGGAGGGCGCACGCCACCACCUGCACUGACAGGUCCUGCAACUCCACACCAUGGCGGGCAGGCUCACAGAAGAAUCUUCAGGAACAGGGUGCGGGUGCCCUGGCCAAUGCCGACCCACAGCUGA
Sciurus carolinensis (gray squirrel) is the source of this 1650-nucleotide messenger RNA. RefSeq names its product sperm motility kinase 2B-like. Gene Ontology annotation, biological process: microtubule cytoskeleton organization; protein phosphorylation; intracellular signal transduction. NCBI's taxonomy places the organism in Eukaryota, Metazoa, Chordata, Mammalia, Rodentia, Sciuridae. The transcript has a single exon. Gene Ontology annotation, cellular component: cytoplasm. The record is from RefSeq and is a predicted model, not a curated record. Gene Ontology annotation, molecular function: tau-protein kinase activity; protein serine/threonine kinase activity; ATP binding. Bases 1 to 1650 code for a protein of 549 amino acids.